Molecule: messenger RNA, 4826 nt
Organism: Drosophila sulfurigaster albostrigata
Lineage: Eukaryota; Metazoa; Arthropoda; Insecta; Diptera; Drosophilidae
Gene: KrT95D
Product: phosphofurin acidic cluster sorting protein 2
Exons: 11
Coding region: 992-4585 (1197 amino acids)
Biological process (GO): protein localization to plasma membrane
Source: RefSeq, a predicted model, not a curated record
GCUCUCGGUUUCGCCCCUUGCUCUUCUCCGUACAUACAUUUUGUAUGUGUACAAUGUACAUACACACAUACACUUUGUGGGCCUUUUGUUUCGUUUUUGUUUAUGCGCGCGUAGGAGAGCAUAAAAUGCGCGAAUAAACACACACGUACAGGGAAUUUGCAAAAAGCGCCAACGUUGUGUGCGUGUGUAUGUGUGUGUGAAUGUAUGUGAGUGGGGAGUGCGCAUACAUUGUUAUUGUUGCCUGUCGUUUUUGCGCUCUUCUUGACGCGCCCCAGCAACGGAUUUGCGCUCUCGCUCUCUCAGACUGUCUUGCGCUCUCCAAAAGUCUUUUAGCAUGCGAAUGGUGUUACGGACUUAACUAUGAGAAAUUUUGUAACGCGACAUUUGCACGGCUACUUUGGAGCAUGACGGUCGUUUCGCUUAUUCAGUGGCAUAGAAGAUAACGCGAACGCGUGCAGCAGCAGCUUGCAGCUCACCCCGAACAGAAUCAGUAGAAUUUCUGUAACAGAUUCAAAUUGGGUGCUUGCGAAAAAAAGUAACAAAAAAAAAAACAGAAAAAUACGUCGUGUUAUUGAUUCUGUGUGCGUCGUGUGUGCAUCUGUGUGUGUUUAUGUUUGGUGUGUAUGUGUGAAUUUUGCAGUUGCAGCAAACGCCAAGCGUUAGCUUCUUCUUUCUCCUCUCGUUUCGUUACGUUCGGUUCCCGGUCUCCUCCCCCAUCGCCCCACCCCCUCGUUAGCUCGGUUUCGGUUUUUGGGUGCGUCGUGAUUCUUCUGUAUAUGAAACAUUUUUUGCCAAUCGCUGCAACUUUCAAAAGCAUACAGAAUAAAAUUGAAAGCUUGACAAGCCCAAAAAAAAUAAAAUAAUAAUUCACACAACAAUUCUCAACUUCAGCUAACUUCACAAUGUGCAACAUAAACUGACAAAUAAGAAAAACAAAACACACAUAAAAACCCAAUCCAACAUAAUAAACAACAACAAGAACAAAUCAAUCAUGAAGAUGGUGGACAAAUCGUCCAAAUUGAUGGAUAAAUUUGUCACCAGCAGCGGAGGCGGUGGCGGUGCCGAAAGAGGCGGCAGCGGCAUCUCAGCUGCGGCCGCAGCAAAUGCAGCAGCUGCUGCAGCGGCGGCGGCGUCGGCAGCGGCAGCGAACUCAGCUGGCGGACUUGGCGGCGGUGGCGCUGGCAGCGCAGCCGGCGGAGCAGUGACUGCGAGUAACGGCGGACAAAAGCCGGUGCCUAUGAAACUGUUUGCCGCUUGGGAAGUCGAUCGAACGCCGCCCAAUUGCAUACCCAGACUCUGCUCAUUGACAAUAACGCGUCUGUCGAUACUGACACCUCUGCCAGGAGACACAACAUCGCUCUCGCUGGCGGUGAAGAUGCAGAGCUCGAAGCGCACGUUGCGCAGCCACGAGAUACCCAUUAAUGGCAGUGCUCUCACCUCGGCGGCCUCCAGUCGAGAGAGCAGCAUGCAGGGCAACUCUCCGCUAGCCAAUGUGAUUGGCGGUGGCUCCAACUUGAUUGGCACACCCGGAAAUGUAGGUAAUGCAGGAAUCGGCACGAAUCUGGCGUUGAUUCCGCUAACUGAGACGGAGCUGGACUUGCACUUUAGUCUGCAGUAUCCGCACUUUAUCAAGAGAGAUGGCAAUAGACUGGUGAUUUUGCUGCAACGCCGCAAGAAAUACAAAUCGCGCACCAUUUUGGGCUACAAGACGCUGGCCGAGGGCAUCAUACGCAUGGAUGCAGUGCUCCAAAAGUCAAUGGACAUGAUCAUUGAGCUGACAGCAUCCGGAAAGAAUGGCAGACCCGGCACAGUUGUUGCCUGUCUGCGUGCCGAACGCGUCUCCUCCAUUCCAGUUGAUCAUGACAAUAAGAACAACAACAGCGUGCUGCUGGCAGAUCGCAUCACCGAGUAUUCGGACGAGGACGAGGAGGCCGAGUUUAGUUCGGGUGAAUUCAACGACGAGGCUAACGAUUUGGCCAUAACGGGCUACGAUCAGAAGCGCGAUUACAACCCGGCCAAGCAUGAUAUGCGCAAGUAUCGCAACAAGCUGCAAAGAUCGGGCAUUGAGGAUAUCGCAAUAGUCGGACACCAUCCGCAUCAGCAUCAUCCCGUCGUCGUCGACAGUGACAGCGAGUUCGAGAUGAAAGACAAGAGUUCGUCCCGCGCCAAGUUCAGUCGGACAAUUUCGCUGCAACAGCGCAACUUCAAGCAGAAAAUUGUCGCGCUACUGAAACGUUUCAAGGCGAGCGAGGAGCUAGAGGAUGAGACGCACAGUGGAACGGCGGCGCUGCGUGGCGAACGCGAUUUGGACGCACUCUUCCAGGAGCUGGAGUCGCUGUCAUGCUGCGAGGGCGACGAUUCCGGGCCGGACAUGGAUAGCAUAUCGAUUGGUUCGACGCCGAAGCCAUCGCUGCGUCCGUUUUUUACCAACUCGCGAAUAAUGCUCCACGAUAAUCUAACGGGCAACGGAGGGGGCGGCGCCCUUGGCAGCUCUGGUGGCAUUGGCGGCACCCCAGGAAACUCUGAGCGCCGAUCAUCGGAUAAGAGCGACCAAUUGACCAAUUCAUCUUACAAUAUUGAAAAUAACAAAAACCAAAAAAGCAUUCAUUUAACAAACAAUAACAAUUCGGCUACAACACCAGAUCGUGGCGGUAACGACAGUUCCGGCAAUGAGGGCAAUGCUGGCUAUACGGAUGGCCAAAAUUCAGAUCCACAGAACAGUCCGCCGCGUGACAAGGAUUAUCUGCAUCGUCAGCAUCAUCAGCAGCUGACACCAGUGAGCUCCGUGGGUGGCAACAUGGGCAGCAGCAGCAUUACACCGCCGCACGCACAAACCGAGAAGCGAUCGCGACUAUUUCGCACCUCCAGCAAUACGCCCGCUGUUGCAGGAGGCGGAGGCAGUGGAGCAGGUGCUGGCAAUGUGAGCAAUAGCAGCAGUGCUGUGGGCAAACGAAAGCAUACGCUUAGCCUGAGUGCUGAGCCGCGUUCUGCGCUUGAGACUUGCUUGUCGCCUACGAAUGUGGAGCCCAGGAAGCUGCUGCUCGAUCAGCUGAGUCGUGUGUUUGCCGGUGAUGACAACGUCAUACCCGAGGUGGUGACCAUCAUCAGUCCACCCGAGGCGCUCGGCGGCAGCACGCUGCUAGCCAAGCUGGUCACGCUGUUUGCCAACUCCUUUAAGCCAGCAUUUGUGCCACAAAACACGGCCGAGGUCAAGGCGGUGCUCCAGGCGCUCAUGGCCAAGAUACAGAAAUACUGCAACUCGAAUGCAAAGCCGCCGCACACAGUAAAGGUGCUGCUCAUUGGAGGCGAUUGGCUGCAGGGCGCCACAUUGCGUCACUAUGUGGAGCUGCUCGGCGUGCGUCCGCCCGACUGGUUGAAUCACUUGCGCUUCUAUCUGGUGCCCAUUGGUGGUGGCAGCAGCAACGGCAGCGUGGCACGGCAUCUUAGCCAAAUGGAUCAAGCCUAUGCCGCCAUGUUUGGCUCCGACAACUGGUCGCAACUUUGUGAACGAGCUGCAGCCACAGCUGCGGCUGUUAGUGCCGUGACCACGGUGAAUGCCACAGCGUUGACUGCGAAUCUGGCAGAUGCAGCUGCGGUGGCCAAGUCGGAUAUUGCGGAACUGGUGCAGCGCAUUCAGCGCUAUCUGCAUGCGGCGGGUCCUUGCACACAGAUUCCCAUUGCCGAGGCCAUGGUCAACUACAAGGACGAGGAUUCGUGCCAGAUCUUUGUGCCCUUCGUCAGCGAUGUGCGCAUUGGUUAUUUGGAUGCGCAAGCCUCGCUGGAUCUCGAAGAGAACGCCGGCUCCAAUGCGGCUGGCACGGCGAGCAGCGGAGGCUCUGGAAACGCUUCCAGCUUGCCCAUACCCAUUGGCGGCCAGAGCACGCCCGGCGUCUCCGGAUCGCCGCCACAGCAGCUGCUGCUGCAGCAGCAAGGUGGCCAGAGUCAGGGCCAGAAUAUGGGACGCAUAUCACCACCGCUACAGACACCACCGUCGUCGUCGGGCAACUCACAUCGGGAUCGGGAUCGUGGCUCGAGUGAUGCACAGAAUACGCCCUCGUCGCUGUCAUCGCAGACGUUUAGCGGCGCCUUGGCUGCCGCCGAAGCUGUGGAGCUGCAGGUGGAUUAUUGGCCACUGGUGCGGCCGGGCGAUCAGCAUGUCAAGGAGUCGAAGGGGGGAAUGUCGCGUGGCGGCGACUCGGGGGGAGGCAAGAAUAGCAUUAAGAGUACGUUUAGGAAUCUGCAGGUGUGGCGCCUGCCGCAGCAUGCACAGCAACUGGGUGAUAUGUCCAAUGGACUGACUGUUAGUUUCGCCACCAGGGAGAAGAAACAGAAGCAGAUUAUGCGCUUGGGCAAAAAGAAGGAUAAGGAGCGUGAUCUCGAGAAGGAGCAGUGCGUGGAGGGCGUGGCACGACUCAUUUGCUCGCCCAAGCAAUCGCAUCCAGUUCCGCUGCGAGUGUAUAUCGAUGGUACUGAGUGGACUGGCGUCAAGUUCUUCCAGCUGUCAUCGCAAUGGCAAACGCACGUCAAGAAUUUCCCUAUUGCGCUCAUCGGCUGCACGCCCAUGUCCUGUGCUGAAUUAACCUAGUCAUCAUACCCCAUAUCCUCCAAACUCCCCCCCCGAGGGAGACUUAGAGACACACACACACACGGACAGAUAAGACAGACGGACAGACAGACAGACGGACGGACAUUUAGCAAGGGGAGCCAGACAACAAACACAACAUGCACGGCAAUAAAUAUGUUUAACUAAGAAGAAUGAUAAUUUAUUUUAUAAUUAUUAUAUUUGUAAAUUUUUAGUUAAUAAAUAAUACGCGUUUAGCUUGUAA